AGAUGAAAUAAUUUAUAGCGCAGCCCGUAUUGGUACUUUUAGCAGCUAUACCAAAAUUUACCCCUCCCCGUGCAUUGUAGAGCAGUUUAUUGAACAAGGGUUUAGGGUUCAACAAAACAUUUUCUGCAAAUAGGUUUUACUCCAAAAUUCAGCCAUUGGAAUUUGAAUCCAACCGCAAAAUCGUUGCCCAGUGUUAGGACUGAGCAUUGUGUGCAUUGUUUCAUACUGCAAUUUUAUGUGUGCGAAUCACCAUUUAAAUUAAACAAGGUAUUCGGCCAAUUUGGAGUAAAUGGCCCUGCUUUCUGGCGUUAGGCGUCUGCUGGGAGGAACUACAAGUGGUCGUCUUUUAGCCGCCAGGGAGCCCUGUGUAGCCAUUGCAUCUUCUUCAAUGUGCACCACAUCAGAUGAGACUGUCACUAAAAAGCUCUUCGUAAGCGGACUUUCCAGACAAACCACUGACGAAGGCUUGAGAAAUGCAUUUUCAAAGUUUGGGAGACUCCUUGAAGCAAGAGUUGCAACUGAUAAGGUUUCUGGACGAUCAAGAGGGUUUGCAUUUGUUAGAUAUGCUACAGAAGAAGAGGCUGCUAAAGCUAAAGAGGGGAUGGAUGGCAAAUUUUUAGAUGGAUGGGUUAUUUUUGCGGACUUUGCGAAACCUAGACCCCCCAAGCCACCCACUCCUCCUGAAGAGCCAAAUCCAUAUGGUCUGAAUAUACAAAAAACUAUUGGUUGGUGUGGAUGAUGUACCUCUAUAUAUCUAUAUCUAUUCUAUCGUGAUUGUAGUGAGGAUUUUGUAUUGGCAAUGUCUGAGUCACCACUCUCAGUUUAAUUUUGCUACAUUCCAAUUAGAAACAAACACAAAUAAACUAAUUUCUAGUAAAAAUUAUUUAAGAUCACAAUUUUUUUUUUUAAUCACCUCAUUUUGAA
This is a messenger RNA of Cryptomeria japonica (Japanese cedar), 924 nucleotides long. Its product is annotated as organelle RRM domain-containing protein 2, mitochondrial. Lineage: Eukaryota; Viridiplantae; Streptophyta; Pinopsida; Cupressales; Cupressaceae. Gene Ontology annotation, molecular function: RNA binding. The record is from RefSeq and is a predicted model, not a curated record. The coding region runs from base 290 to 739 and encodes 149 amino acids. The transcript is spliced from 4 exons.